Molecule: messenger RNA, 1928 nt
Organism: Aplysia californica (California sea hare)
Lineage: Eukaryota; Metazoa; Mollusca; Gastropoda; Aplysiida; Aplysiidae
Product: meiosis-specific with OB domain-containing protein-like
Exons: 15
Coding region: 141-1766 (541 amino acids)
Biological process (GO): resolution of meiotic recombination intermediates
Molecular function (GO): single-stranded DNA 3'-5' DNA exonuclease activity; single-stranded DNA binding
Source: RefSeq, a predicted model, not a curated record
GGUGGCAAACGUUGCAGACGCCCUAAAUUCAAAAACCUGUGAUACUGAUAGAUCAAGCGAUUUAGAUCUAACACUAACAUUUUGCGAGUGAUGUUCUGGAAUCAGGGUGCUUUCUCUACGAUUUUAUUAAGUCAGUAGGCAUGGCAUGGCAAUCAAGGUUUGAUGACUUUGCAUUUGUAGAUACAUCCUCGAAACCAAAGAAUGCAUGGCAAGGGGAAAAUGUACCGGGGUCUAGACCACAAAAGCAGCCGUUUAGCAAUUGUAGUGACAGACAUCGAGGUGGUUGGCAGGCUCACUCACAUGAUGGAGGGUCUUUUUCAUCGAACGGCACCAACAAGAAUCCUGAUGCCAAUGGAAUAAAGCAUAUCAGAAUAUGUGAUCUUACAACAGAAACGUCGUUUGUUUCCAUUAUAGGGCUGAUCAUAUCUAAAGAAGGGCCCAAAUCAAUUUUCAGUAAAAAAGGCACUGGCACUGAAAGGCACCUUGUUUCUUUCACAUUACGAGAUGACCCGACUGCCUUCAUAAACAUCACAUGCUGGGGUGGACAAGACUAUGCCACUCGACUAUCGGAUCAAUUUAAAGUCGGAGAUGUUGUUGAGGUAAAGGGUGCCCAAGUACAGGCCAAGUCAAAGAAUCCUUCAGAUGAGAAGUUUAAACCAUGGACCCCAAGCUCCUUUUGCUUAAACUUGGGUGAGAAUCAUGGAGAAUUAAAUUUCUACUAUGGACUGGACGCUGAGAAUUUUUCCUCCCUUUUGCGAGUACCAACCCGAGCAAGCAAUGAUUUCUAUACCUUGGAAGACAUCCAAGCUAAUGGGAUGAAUCUCCACACAGAACACAUCAAUAUCUUUGCUUUAGUGAAGAAGGUAUGGCCAGUGAGAGCACUUACAACGAAAACAGGGAAACAUAUUACAAAGGUUGAUGUAGUUCUCUGUGAUGAGACAUGUUCAGCAUUUCAACUGACCCUAUGGGGCUGCUUUGUCAAUCUUACAGAUGAUUGGAAACCUUUACAAACAGUUCUAUUUGCUGCUGAUGUGAGAAUCACUUACAGUGAUUUUCACUCUGGGAUGGUGGCAUGCACUGACUCAAAGACUGUCUUCACUGUGGACCCUGACACCUUGGAAGCUCAGAUGUUGAGUGAGUUUGGCAGAUCUCAGUUCUCAGACACCAUGAAUCAUGAUUCUGUGAGUGUGCUUGAGUCAGUAACCAAGGAUCCUGAGAUUUCAUCAAUCACCAAUGUGCUGAUGGUAAGAGAAGUAAAGAAACUACAAAAAGAUCUGCUGUACUCCAAUGGGCAGUGUAGUUAUGGUGUUGUCUAUGCUUUCCUCAGUCACUUUGAUAUCGAUGCUGAUAACAGGAACAUUGUGAGGCUUGCUUGCUCCAAAUGUCACAAAAGUGUUAAUGCCAAUGGAAGAUGUUUGUGUAGAGCACAAGACUGCUCAGGCAAUCAACUGUCAGCCGAACCUCCUUCUGUCUUGGAGUUUAAUGUGACCGUCAGCCUGACAGAUGAAAGUGGAUCACUUGAGUGGUGCUAUGUGGCUCCAGCUGCCAUUGAGCAACUGCUGGAAUGUUCUGCUUCGGAGUUCCAAGCUGCAGAUGAUUCCAGAAAGACAAGGCUCAAAUGGCAAUAUUUGUUUGAACGGAUGAAAGGUGUAGUGAAGAUUUCAGGCUCCAACUCGGCAAAGUCUGGAAAAAGUUUUGUGCGUGUCAUGGCAUUGGAGAAAAUUCCGCAUUCUGAGGUCUUAAGCGGACGCUAUUCUGCCUCCUGAAUGGAUAGCAGAUGCUAUAGUGACAAACCAUCAACCAUAUACUACAGAUCAGUGUCAUGCAACUUCUACAUUGACGCUCUUUGUGCAAAAAAAGGCAGAAUCUACAUCAUCACCAUGGAUCUUUUCAACGGGUGCUGAUCGGACUUAAAAUCUUUUUUUUUU